AUGACUGCAGUCGUAACUUUGCUCCGCGAACUUAAGGCACACCCGGACAAUGUGUACAUCUUUGCGGAGUUCCCGUUCAUACCUAGCAGGCUGCCCGUCUCGCCUUCGAUGGACGAGACACUCGACAUAGCGAGGGAGUGGCAUAUGCCCGUGUGCUUGCUGUUCAACGCGUCGGGAACGGUGCGCCGACCACUGGUGGUACUGAGGACUGGUGUGCGCGAUUUACAUGUUUUCUGGCAGCUGUUUACGGAGCACAUGGUGAAGUUCGACGGGGACAUUUACGCGUUCGAUGAGCGGGCGGUCGUCCUUGUUUACGACCCGAAGCAUGUGCUGACGGGGUGUGUGUGGAAGCCAGAGAACGUAGCUGGAUUUGUCGCGCAGAACCUGACAAGCAUUAAGGUGGUGCAGCUGUGUGGAGACACACCACGGUGCAGCAUCCCUGCUCUGACCGGAGUGGUGGACACGGUGAAGGCGGUGCACAGCUACUGGUUUAUGAAGGAAGCGUUGGAUAGCGAGGACUGGCGGAAGAAGGGGGUUAUCCCGCGCCCUCCGUUGUACGACAUUCUGAGCACACUGGACCUCGCGUGCAAGAUUACGUCGAACUCGGCGGUACAGCGGAGCUGGUGGCGUGCGGGGUGUGUCCCCAAAGAGUCGGUGCCUUACAUGAAACGGCUGGAUGGUGCUGGGGCGGCAUGCAUGUUCGAGCCUAUUAUUUCGGAGCUUACAAUGCUGCAGAUGGUGAUUGAGAACUUCAAGAAAGCCCCUGGUGUGUACAUGACAGCGUGUGAUUUCGCGGGGUGCGAUGAGGAUCUCCUGACGAGGUGGGGGCAGUUAAUCGUGGACGAUGCCGCGUGCGAGGAGGAGGUACCAGCGUACUUUUGUAUUCCGGAGGGGCCACUUUUGCGUGACGUUCGCAGCCGUCGCCGCGUUGUGCGCAUGGUGGCGGGGGAGUAUACUAAGCACGCCGGUCACAUUGGUAUUCCGGUGCGCGAAGUGCCGGAGGAGGUGGGCGCGUACAACGAAGAGGUGGUGAGCCGUCGGCGCCGUACACCUAUCAAGCGUAGCCGGGUAUGCGGUGUACACGCAGAGUCUACCUGCGAUUCGGCCGGACGGAUUGAGCAGACUGGUGACCCGGCUGCUGGGCAGCCGGGCAGCGAGGUUGAUAAUGGUGGUAGCGAGACUUCUGAGUAG
Molecule: messenger RNA, 1191 nt
Organism: Closterium sp. Naga37s-1
Lineage: Eukaryota; Viridiplantae; Streptophyta; Zygnematophyceae; Desmidiales; Closteriaceae
Source: the annotation of a GenBank genome assembly